AUGUGGAUUUCCAAGCGCAAACCUGGCGACAAGAGAGGUGGAAGGAGGGUGCUAACGAGGAGCACAACGACAGUGGCGACGAAGAGCUCAUUUCAUUUGGGAGUUCCAGCAGUACGCCAACAGCCGUCAACAGAGUUGGGCGGAAUGCGGGUGGUACAAAUGCCAAUAGAGCGGCAGAGGGCGAAGACGACUCUAUCAUGGACGCGCGUGGUGGCAAGAGCACCAGCAGAAAGUGCGACAAGCAGCGCUGCAAGAAGGGCGCUAAGGAUUUUUUAA
Molecule: messenger RNA, 276 nt
Organism: Ramularia collo-cygni
Lineage: Eukaryota; Fungi; Ascomycota; Dothideomycetes; Mycosphaerellales; Mycosphaerellaceae
Exons: 1
Coding region: 1-276 (91 amino acids)
Source: RefSeq, a predicted model, not a curated record